AGGACAAGGUACUUCUCUUCGCUUUUAUUGUUCUUUUACAGAGCCAGGCGGCGAUCUUCUUCUCCGGUUCUCUGCCACCAUGUCGGGAUGAGUGUUUUCUCUCACUAGAUUUCUCUUGAUCUUCGUCUUCUUGUUCAUCGCGUCGAAGCAUGGCGACUGGUUUUCCCGGACGGGAGCUUGGGUUUGGUUUACCCGGGCCGCUGCCGCGAGCCGGAAGCGGCGGGCUGCUCAAGCGGCCGGUGUCGGAGAUGGAGAGGCUCCAGCAGCUGCAGCUGCAGCAGCAGAAGCAGUUGCAGCAGGCGAUGUUCCUUCGCUCGGUGAAGCAGAGGACGCUUCUUGCUUCCUCUGUUUCUUCGCAUCUCUCCACGCCUGCUCUUCAAGAUCCCGCUUUGGGGUCGUCGGUGUCUUUGGCUACCUCAAAUUUGGUGGCUUCUGGGUUCCUUCGGCGACCGGGGAUGUCAUCGGAGACGAGGCCCUCCACCGAGCUCCGUGACGGGCUCCAGGAACUGGAGCGGCGGCUUCUGUCGGACGACGACGAGGAGGAACCUAUCAGCGCUUCCGGGUCGGCUGUUACUACCGCCGAGUGGAGUGAGACGAUGCGGCAGCUCGUCGCUGCGCCGAUGCCGCUGGCAGCUGUGUCAGGAACGAACCAGCUCCCCCCAACGCCUACUAACUCUUCCUCCUCCACCGUGUCCUCCUCCGCCUCGAGCUCCCCUCCCUCGUCCUCCGCUGCCCCUGCUGGGGCUUCCUUGCGGCAGAUGCUCCUCGAUGCCGCCGCCGCCGUCGCAGAUGGGAAACUCGAGACGGCCACUGGGAUUCUCGCAGUCCUGAAGCGCACCGCGAACUACAAAGGUGACGCAGAGCAAAGACUCACGGCGAUGAUGGUUGCAGUGCUCUUCGCCCGCUUGAAUCCGGCGCCGCCGACGGUGUCUUCCUCAAUCGCUGAAGUUUGCGGCGCAGAGCACCUUGCGGCUGCACAGAUGCUUUACGAGGUCUCCCCUUGCUUCAAGCUCGGCCUCAUGGCUGCCAAUUUGGGGAUCUUAGAGACCACCAAGGAUCGCUCCCAAAUCCACAUUCUUGACUUUGACAUCGGCCACGGCGGCCAGUACGCCGCCCUUCUCCACGCCCUCGCCGAUCGCCACCGCCUCCGGCCCGUCGUCCCUCCGCCAGCACUUCGGAUCACCGCCGUCGUCGACCCUACCUCCCCGUUCUCCAGCAAUGACACCGGCGGAACCUUACGGGCCGUCGGCGACCGUAUCCAGAAGCUCGCCGAGCGCCACAACCUUGCCAUCCGCUUCGGCAUCAUCCACCGCCGCCCGGACGAACUUGACGCCGCUUCGCUUGGCUGCGAGCCGGACGAAGCCCUCGCCGUCAACCUAUCCUUCGCGCUCGCGCGCGUCCCCGACGAGAGCGUCUCCCCCGCCAACCCCCGCGACGAGCUCCUCCGCCGCGUGCGCGCGCUCCGCCCGCGAGUAGUCACGCUGGUCGAGCAGGAGAUCAACACCAACACCGCCUCCUUCGCCGGCCGCUUCGCCGCCGUGUGCGCCCACUACGGCGCCCUCCUCCAAUCCCUCGAUGCCACCGCCGCCCGCGACAGCGGAGACCGCACCCGCGUCGAGGCCGCCCUCGCGCGCCGCGCCGUGAACGCGGUCGCCAGGGAGGGCGCCGACCGGCUGGAGCGAUGCGAGGUCUUCGGCAAGUGGCGCGCGCGGAUGAGCAUGGCCGGCUUCGAGCCCCUCCAACUCGGACGGCCGGUCGUCGACGCUCUCAAGAACCGGCUCAACGCGAUCCGACCGAACCCGGGUUUCACCCUAGACGAAGACUCGGGCCGCCUGGGGUUCGGAUGGAAGGGGCACGUGCUUACCGUGACCUCCACGUGGCGUUGAUCCGGUCGAAAAAUUUAAACCGAAAUUAAUUAUGUGAUUAAAUAUAGCCAGUUGGUUGUUUAAUAUUUGAACCAUAAUUAUUAAUUCCUCCCUGUAAUGACUAUUAAUGAGAAGUAAUGUCUUUAAUAUUAUAAUUUUUUAUAA
Molecule: messenger RNA, 2030 nt
Organism: Zingiber officinale
Lineage: Eukaryota; Viridiplantae; Streptophyta; Magnoliopsida; Zingiberales; Zingiberaceae
Product: scarecrow-like protein 8
Exons: 1
Coding region: 150-1886 (578 amino acids)
Biological process (GO): regulation of DNA-templated transcription
Cellular component (GO): nucleus
Molecular function (GO): DNA-binding transcription factor activity; sequence-specific DNA binding
Source: RefSeq, a predicted model, not a curated record